CACAACUGAGGAGAGAGCAUACCAACUGACCUGAGUGCAGCCGGACAAGUUGAGGUGGACGAGCUUGUGGCAGCCCUUCCCCGUGGCCAGCUCCUCUGAUUGAAAAGAACCCCCUGCAGGGCACAGGAUGCAAGUGACCUCCUCUCUCCUCUUAGCCUCCCUGCUCCUCCUGCUGCCGUCCAUCGAGAUGAAAAGACCGGGGCAGGGCCGAGGCCUCAAGAGAGCAAGACAUAAACUCACACGGGACAGGAUGAGGAGUGGUGGGCGUCACAGCAGAUCGGACCCCUCCAGGCAUGUGACACCAGACUGCUCAGAGUUGACAGAAUUUGGAGUCGUGUUUAUCGACUGUCAGGAUCGACGCCUCACCUCCAUCCCCACCUCACAGACCUGGUCCAAACAACCAAAGCACCUCCUUCUGGCCCGUAAUAAGAUCAAAGUCCUUCGUGAAGAUUCCUUCUCUGGAUUUGAGAGUUUAACCAGUCUGGACCUGCAGCAGAAUCAGAUCUCUUUAGUGGAGGAAGGGGCCUUCCAGAGUCUGACACGCCUUACAACCCUGCUGCUGCAGCACAACCACCUGGGGACUCUUAGUGAGGAGGUCUUCCUCCCCAUGCCAAACCUUCGCUACCUACGUCUAUAUGAUAAUCCCUGGAAUUGUCACUGCCCUAUGGACAGUCUCAUACGCACCCUUCAGGUCCCAAGCAACCGUAAUCUAGGAAAUCAUGCCAGGUGUGCAGGGCCCACGAGGCUAAAAGGCAUAAAGCUGAAGCAGAUUGACCCCAGUUUACUUUGCAAGGGGACAGACCCAACCGACGACCAACAGGGUGACCAAACAGAUCCCGUAGACACGGCAGAGCCCAUUCCCAUUCGCACAAAACCAGACGCAACCACAUUUUGCCAUACCUAUCUGUUCCCCCAGCUACGAAUGGACUGCAGUAACAGAGGUCUAACUGAGGUGCCUUCAAAUAUUCCAGAGGAUAUUGUUCAUAUCGAUCUGUCACAUAAUUCAAUCCGUCAUCUCAAAGCCAGAGAUUUCCACCGAGCAAGGGGUCUCAGAAGCCUUAACAUCAGUUAUAACAACAUGGAGCAUAUUAACACAGCUUCCUUCUCUGGGCUGCUGCAUCUACGAGAGCUGGACCUGUCCAACAACGGCUUGCAUUCGGUCCAGUACGGUGUUCUUGAGGACCUUUACUUCCUGGCACAGCUAAAGCUGGGAGGAAACCCCUGGGUGUGUGACUAUGGCAUCCACUACAUGGUGUACUGGCUGCGGCUGCACGCAGGGGUGAAACACUCUGGCCUCUUGUGUCGAUCUCCUCCCGAGCACACUGGAGAGAGUGUAGCGGAGUACGUGCAUUCCUACAACAGAGAGUGUCCAAAGGACAGACAGCACAGCAGAACAGAUCAAGACCAAACCGACCCUGAGCUCUGGAACACAGCGAUGGAAGCGCAGGGAGACCUGGAGGAGGAGCUGGAGCCGAGUCACUUGAGAGUCCCGCAGAAGUACCAGAUCAUCAGGCUGUCCUGAUUCAAGUCAAACUUUGCCCUACGAUUUGACUUUGAAAAGUCUCUUGGUUUUCCCUUCAUUUAUUUCCUUUCAUUAUCAUAACACUGUCUGUAUCAGAUGGAGAAACUACAUUCUUCCGUGUUGUUGACAAUUCUUGAUUCUCUUGACAAAUUAUUACAAUAAUCUGUAUGUGUCAAUGUACACCUGAGUGAAACAUGAGUAUUGCAGAUGUAAGAAAAAUAAAACAAUCUGGCAACAUAA
Molecule: messenger RNA, 1762 nt
Organism: Pseudoliparis swirei
Lineage: Eukaryota; Metazoa; Chordata; Actinopteri; Perciformes; Liparidae
Product: leucine-rich repeat-containing protein 17-like
Exons: 7
Coding region: 128-1522 (464 amino acids)
Cellular component (GO): plasma membrane
Molecular function (GO): protein binding
Source: RefSeq, a predicted model, not a curated record